Messenger RNA from Physella acuta, 2869 nucleotides. RefSeq lists its product as uncharacterized. Gene Ontology annotation, molecular function: protein binding. Lineage: Eukaryota; Metazoa; Mollusca; Gastropoda; Physidae. The record is from RefSeq and is a predicted model, not a curated record.
CAUCCGCUUUGUAGUUUAAACAUACAUAGACUAUAAACAAAUGUAAUUUUUUAAAAAACAUCCAAAAUGUGAAGUCCUUACAUUUUCGUUGAAGGCUAUACCCGACGCUACCUUGGGUGUGGCAAAUGUACACGCUUUUUAUUCAAGUGUUUUUAUGUAAGGAUAGCUUGGGAUAAUGCAACAAGAUCGCACAGUCAGCUUUAAGGGAAGGAAACUCCAGAUUAAGCUGCACGCACGAAAAACAAAAACAUCGAGCCAAUGCUUAACUUCCGAACCUGCGUGUAUAUAGAGCAACAAAGCAUUGAGUAUGACAACAUCUUCUAAUUUGAAUAAUAUAAAUCUCGAAAACCGCAUCAGAUGUGUCAUCACAGUCGGAAAAGAUAGCUGAACUAAAGACGUAAAAUCUAUUUGAUCAAGUUACCAGUCUUCCAACAACAUCUUAACUUAUUGAUGUGUAUCAUAUAGCUUUUUACAGCCUAUCACGAUUGAAAAAGUUUUCAAAACUGUCUUGUCGGCGAUAGAUGGCCAAUAACGUCGUAUAAUUUGAUAAUAUUAUCCUCAUGGUAUCAAUAGUCUGUUGUUUAUUUGAAAGUAUUUAGAGUAUUGCAAAAAAAAUUACCGAUAUAACUUUCUGCAGCAUUUUUUAAAAUAUGGACCGGCAAAGUCUCUGUUCCGACUUACUUUAUUGUAUAGGCAAUGCAUGGACUGACGAAUUAUUAUAUGAUGUCAAUGUGGAAAUUGAUGGUAAAUCUAUCAAAUGCCAUACAUUUAUCCUUGCAGCUUUUUCGGAAUUUUUCAAGGAUAUAUUUACAUCAACAAAUGAAAGAAGAAACGCGCAUGUUUCUUUACAAAAUAUCCCUUUUGAUGUGUUUGAGUCAAUUUUAAAAUGUCUUUAUACCGGCGAUAUUAUUUUAACUACCGACAAUUAUUUUGAUAUCUGGAGGGCAGCUAGUUUUUUUAAAAUAAAAAUUGUAUUGAAAUUGUGUGAAAAAUUUGCUAUUGAUGCUAUUAAUAUGGACACAUGGGAAAGCAUUUACAAAAAUGCAACCAUUUUAGAAUCAAACAACGUUCUCCGUCAGAUUCGAAUAUUCAUGACAGAAAACUUUGAACAAACUAGUCUUACAUCAACAUUUCUUGAGCUGAGUUUCUCUAUAGUACGCGGUCUGAUAACAAGUCACAAACUCAACGUCAAAAACGAAGACGUGGUUCUUGACGCGGUGAUUCGGUGGGUCAAUCAUGCCCCUAAAGCGACGAGUGAGUUAGUCGAAACCAACGGGGAUGGUGUUAACAGCGAGAAAGGACCGAACUCUGUGGGACAGGUUGCUACAGACACCACGCAACCCCAAGACUGUCCGCAAUGUUCGAGGAAAGCAAAACUUCCUAAACUGUUACGGUACGUCCGGACAUGCCUUGUAAGUCAUGCACUUUUAACGCGCGUUUACAAGAUGGACGUGAUAUCCACAAAUAAAGAUGCAAGAGAAAUAAUUGUCAAAGCUAUACUAUAUCACGUGAAGAAUUUUAGACAAGGUCAUUGGCCCAGCGCUGCUCUACACAGAGCUUGUAGUGGGUACACACAUGGUGGAGUCUUUGCAGUUGACGGAGGAAACUUUAAAUUUAUAAGUGCACACGAUGAGAAGAUGUACACCAUUACAAGAAGCGAUUUGUUGCAAGACUGUGUUCAGUUCACCACCGUUCAGGGUGAACUGUAUGCUAUAGGCAAACAACUUUCCUCUCCCAAUGAAGAAUUGAGUAUUGCUGUCUUUCGGGAAAACAAGUGGAAUUUUGUGAUGAAGAUGGAGAUAAAAGAUUGUUUGUUUUUUUCACAAAGAGAUUUAAUACACUGUUACAACCAAGAAGAUUAUAUUUUAAAAUCCAUCAAUUCAAAAUCGAUUGAAAUUGUGACUAGGGGAAUAGCGAUUAGAAAUCUGCCGCAUGUUGCUCAUGCAAUGAGUCUAGAAAACUAUAUUUUGUUUUUUUAUGCAGAUGAUUUUGAGGGCAUUUUUACGACUUGCGUCAUUAAAUUUGAUCUCUGCUCCAAAUCCGCAGAAAAAAUCACUCGGCUCCAAGGAUCCGCUGAAAAUUUGACUAGCUUUAGGAAUGAUAUAUUUCAUUACGUUUUAAUGAAAGACGGCAGUCUGUGGCUAAUAGAUUAUUGUCCAUACAGCUGCGUGUUCGAUUUUUAUUUUGUUAAAGCGCUCUGGGAAUCGGAUAGAGAGGUGUACGGUGCGUUUGCUUACGCAGGGAAACUUCUCAUUUUCGGAAAGCAUCCGAAUUCCGGUUCGCCUGACGAUCAUGUAAAAAAAAUUCAUCGUCACUUUCAAGUGGUGAAGUACUUGAGCAUGGAAGCAAAAUGUUCCAAUAUUGCUCCAGUCAUACUACCCACAGCUGUUCUCAGCGAGGUUGAGGACGAUUCGUAACAGUCAAGUUGUACAGUUCAACAUCUAUAUGAAACACAAAAAUAAUGUUUCUCAUACACACAUAUACACACACAUCGACACCUAUUGAAGUAAAUAUAUUCUUUUAUAUUUAAAAAAAAUAAUGUUGAAAUAAUUGUCUCCCACAUAUUUCUACGUUGCUUUUAGCCAGUCCAUUUCAGAUAAUUAAUUAAAUACCCCAAUCAAUCCUAUAACUUUGAAUCUUUGAACUACGAGACCAUUAUUUUGUCCUUUACAACAUUGUUAAGGAUGCUUCAAGCGGCUUUGAAUGAAAGUAAAGCAAUUUUUAAACAAAAAGCAUGUGGAUGUAAAAUGUAAUCGCCUGUAUUUCCAACUUGUUAAACAAAACAAAAAUGUAUUUAGUGCUUUUCUUCAAUCCAACUAUGCUUCUCACCAUCAGCAUAUGUAGUUGUUGAUUAAAUAAAAUAAAUGUU